Manihot esculenta (cassava) is the source of this 2017-nucleotide messenger RNA. Its product is annotated as U-box domain-containing protein 40. Lineage: Eukaryota; Viridiplantae; Streptophyta; Magnoliopsida; Malpighiales; Euphorbiaceae. The coding region runs from base 290 to 1882 and encodes 530 amino acids. The record is from RefSeq and is a predicted model, not a curated record. Gene Ontology annotation, biological process: protein ubiquitination. The transcript has a single exon. Gene Ontology annotation, cellular component: nucleus; cytoplasm. Gene Ontology annotation, molecular function: protein binding; ubiquitin-protein transferase activity.
AUAAUAAUAAUUCAAGCUCCUGUGAGAGAGAGAGAAGUUGAUCUUCCGAAAGCAAAGGAAUCAUAUCCCAGAAGCAACCUCACAGAAUCCUAAUUGCCUCAUCCAAACCCUAACAAACUCUCCCCUUUCAUGGACUUUGUCUUCAAUGCUCUAAAUCAAAAUCUGCUCUCCGUUUUCGCCUCAAGCAUCUGAUUUUCAAGCCAUGGAUUCGCAACGUCUCUUGCAUUUUUUCUUUCUUAACUCCAAUCUAUAGUACUGAAUUGAAAGAACGAGAAGAAAAGCCCCUGCCAUGGAGUUUCAGGAAGCUCUUAUGAGGCUGAUCAUACACAAGCCUAUACAGAAAGGAGUUCUGCUUGAAACCCAAGAAAGUGAAAAGAAGAAAUGGAAAAUUUUCUCCUUUCGCAGAUUACCAAAGCAAGAAAUCCCCAGAGAAUUUCUUUGUCCCAUUUCUGAAAAUCUCAUGAAUGACCCUGUUAUUGUCUCCUCUGGUCAUUCUUUUGAGCGUUCUUGUGUCCAAGCCUGUAAUUCCCUUGACUUUACUCCCACUCUAAUGGAUGGUACUAUUCCUGAUUUCUCUACUGUUAUUCCCAAUCUUGCUCUCAAAUCUGCCAUUCUCAACUGGUGCAACAACAACUCUGUACAGCCGCCGAAACCUCUUGAUUUCUUCUCUGCAGAGAAGCUCGUUCGUGCAAAAAUGGAUGCCCAACAAGAAGAGAAAGGUUUGGUUCUGAGGAUUAAACAACGCCCUUUAGUGAAUCUCAUGAAUCAAGCAGCAAUUGAUUCCCAUUUAUCCUCCAGCUCUGAGGAAUCCAUCGACACCAUAGAUUCCACACCUCCACUGCAGCUCACGACUCGGCCUAGUUGCUAUUCCUCUGCUUCUUCAUCCUCAGAAAUGGAAACCUUAAACCUCAACCCAAACCCAGAAGAAGAAGAACUCAUUACAAAACUCAAAAGCCCACAAGUGUUUGAGAUAGAAGAAGCAGUAAUUUCACUGAGAAAGAUCACAAAAACGAAAGAAGAUACAAGAGUUGAGCUAUGCACUCCUCGAUUACUCUCAGUGCUACGAUCUUUGAUCACCUCAAGAUACACUAACAUUCAAGUGAAUUCAACUGCUUGUUUGGUUAAUCUUUCUCUCGAGAAAGUGAACAAAGUUAAGAUUGUAAGAUCAGGGAUUGUUCCUGCGUUGAUCGAUGUGUUGAAGGGAGGAUUUCCAGAGGCCAAAGAGCAUGCCUGCGGCGCAAUCUUCAGCUUAGCACUCGAAGAUCAUAACAAGACUGCAAUUGGAGUUCUGGGUGCUUUGCCUCCACUCUUGCACUUGCUCCGAUCCGAGAGUGAGUGGAGUCGUCAUGACUCGGCUCUGGCUUUAUAUCAUCUCUCACUCGUUCAAAGCAAUAGAAGUAAGCUAGUUAAACUCGGUGCAGUACCCAUUCUUUUGGGUUUGAUCAAAUCGGGUCAUAUGAGAAGUCGGGUUUUGCUCAUAUUAUGUAGCUUGGCUUCGUGUCCGGACGGGCGGGCAGCAAUAUUGGAUUCGGGUGGGGUGGACUGUUUGUUGGGUUUGUUGAAGGAGAGGGCAUUGGAAUCUGAGUCAACUCGAGAAAGUUGUGUUUCUGUGUUGUACUCACUGAGUCACGGUGGUUUGAGAUUCAAAGGGCUGGCAAAGGCGGCCGGAGGAAUGGAGGUAUUCUCACAAUUAGAGAAGUCAGGAAGAGAACAAAUCAGAGGAAAGGCAAGGAAAUUAUUGGAAAUGAUGAAAGCCAAAGAGGAAGAAGAGGAAGAGGAGGUGAAUUGGGAGGAGCUGCUUGACUCGGGGUCGAUGUCAUCAAAUCCGUGUCGACACGGUGGUGAAAAGGAAGAGUCGAGUGAAAACUCGUCCGAGUUAUGAGUUAAAGGGUGUUAUUUUUCAUAUUUUGGAUUUGUUACUAACACUUUUGGUUCCUUUUGUUUUAUUUUCUUUUUCUAAUUCCUAAUAUUGUCAAAAGUGAUUGGACAAUGAGAAAAUUUACAAAAACAUUGCUUU